CGCACACACACACACACACACACACACAGUAACGGAUCUCUCUGUGCUUGCUUCACUGUUGCUCACGUUUCUUCAGUGCUCCCUAGGUUUUCUUCAGCUCGCAUCUUUUUCAGUUUAAUAUUUAAAGUUACUUUUUCGUAACGGACGUGGUGCAUUUGACAAGACAGAGCUGAAAAUGGCUUGUGCUGCGUCGGUCACUGCCUCCACUGCGGUCGUUUUUUUUUUUUUAUUAUUAUUAUUUUACCCCCCCCUCUCUCUCACACACACACCUCAAUCAAAAUUGUUUUGUUUAAGUGUGUGUGGGAAAAAUGCCAACAACGUUAGGAAAAAAAUCAGUUUAAUCAAAAUAAAAUAAAAUAGUUCUAGCAUUUCAUAUUUCCUAGUUCCUACUGCAUGAGUUCAGAUGCAUUAAUUCAUGCACUUAAAUAUUAAUGUUCUGAUUUUACUGAAAAACUUGUUCUGUAAUAGUUCCUUUACUGUUGUGAUCAUCUCAAUUCUGAGGCUGCUCUGUAAAUAUUUUUCUAAUAAACAAUACACAUAGCAACUUCUGAUCAAUCCAUAUCAAUUUCAGAUUUAAAAUAAUGUAUUGAUGUAAACCACACCCACUAAUUCCCAAAUAAUAAAUAAGAGGUGCAUUCAUCUGUGUAUCUCCUUUGAUCCGCAUUAGUGAUGUUUUCAGCACCAGAACAAUGAAGCAAAGAAACAGAUUCCUGAGUUUAUGUUAGUAAUUUUAUUUAUUAGAUGCAUCUGACCUGUUCUAUUUUUCUCUGAAAUGAGAUCAAAUCAGUGCUUCUAUGGGUUGUCUCCUCUCUGCACUAGAAACAUGUACUUCAUUAUAAUGUUCACUGUAAUGCAUCUUGAUGUUCUUAACCAGGGGUGGACCUUUAAACCGCCCGAGCGCCAAUGGCGCUAAAUUUUCUCGUCGGGCGGUAAAAACUUGACGACUUACCGCCCGGGUGGCGCCCAAACCUUCUUUGUCAUUUACACACCGGCUUUCACCAUCAUGGCCGCGCCCUGUUCGCGCACGUGAACCUGCCUCUAGUCACGUACUGCGCGUACUGCACAUGCACUUGUACGUGCAGUACGUGCAGUUCGUGACUAGAGGUGUGCAGUACGUGCACGAAUCGUGCACGUACUGCACACCUCUAGUCACGUGAACUAUAAGUUCACUAUAAAAGACGGAGCGGAACCACGCUAGAAACACACAAGCAUACAGGAAGAUGGCGACACCACACAGGCAUGGGAUUUCUUGAUGAAACCUCCGGCAAAACGCUUUAAAACUGGUGAGGAGAGGCGAGACCUUUCGAAACGGUAUGAAGCGGAGAAGCGUGUGCGGAGGUGGAAUGAUUCUUGGCGGUUUAAAGAAGACGGGAGGCGCAGAGGAUGGCUCGAGUACAGCAAAGCGGAGGAGGUGAUGUACUGCGUUGUAUGCCGGAAGUAUGCAACGACAAAAUCGAGUUUUGUUGAGGGAACCAACAAAUUCAAACUAGAAUACGUGAAAGACCACGAAAAAACAGCGAGCCACAUGAAGGCAGAAAAGACUGCUCUUGCUAAUGCAGCAACGGUAGGAGAGUCGCCAGCUGCAAAGGCCCUCGUGGCGAUGACUAAAGCACAGCAAGACAAACUGGAAAAGUUGUUUCGUACAGCUCACGCCAUUGCAAAGAAAGGAAGGCCAUACACCGACUUCAGUUGGAUGUGCGAGUAAGUAUUAUUUUUUGCUUAACAAAUUCUCAAAAUACUGGGUUUGUUCUGUUAGUUUAACGAUGUGUUUUUGUCCAUUUCAUUGUUUGAUGGAGAAAAGAACCAGAAAACAUGCACUGUCUUUUAGAUGAGCAGAAGGGCAUGGAGAUAGGCGAAACAUACCGAACCAGAAAGCAGGCCAAAACAUUCAUUGGGUACAUAGCCCAGGCAGAGAAGGAGAGUGUGCAAGAAGAAUUUGCAGCUGGAAAGUUUCUUUCUCUGAUGUCAGAUGGCUGUGCUGACAGUGCAGUCAUUGAAGAAGAAAUCAUCUAUGGCCGACAAGCAGUUAAAGGACAAAUCUGUGUCAAGUUCCUGGGUAUCGAGGCAGUCGCAAAAGCUAAUGCAGAAAACAUCACGUCUGCCAUAACAGCCGGUGUGUGUAAAGGUCUUGGUGUGGAGGAAGGCACCUGGAAGAAGAAACUGGUCGCUGUUUCAACAGACGGGGCUGCAGUCAUGCUUGGAGUAAAGAGUGGCAUAGUGACAAGACUGACUGCAGACCUGCCCCAUGUGCUGCCCAUUCAUUGUAUGCCUCAUAGACUUGAGCUGAGUUUUAAGGAUGCUGCCUCGAAGAAUCCAUGCCACAAGAAGCUGGAUGCUCUCCUUACUGGACUCUACACAUUUUACCACUACAGUCCUCUCAACCGGGCAAACUUGAAGGCCUCAUUCGAAUCACUGGGAAAGAAACCCCUGAUGCCCACAAGAGCGACAGGCACCCGCUGGGUAUCACACCUGUUGGCGGCCUUGGACCACUUCUUGCGAGGGUACUCUGCCAUCGUUCAACAUCUGGAACAGAUACAGUCCCCAGAUUCCACCGGAGUACGCAGUGACCAGCAGGCCAAGGCCCGGAACUACUAUCGUGCUGCAACAUCCCUGGACGUGAUAAAGUACGCAUGGUUCUUGUUUGAUGUCCUGGCUCAUCUUUCCAACUUGUCACGCAAGAUGCAGAAGACCAACGUGACGAUGGCUGCAUUGCAUGAAGCCCUACAGUCAACCAAGACUGUGCUGCUGACUUACAAGAGAAAGCCUGGCCCCAUGCUACAGUCGUUCGGGAACAAGAUGACCUUUGAGGGAAGGGAACUCUCGGGCGACGGUCGAUCAUUUCAGUCAUCACACCCGAAUCUCAUUGAUGACCUGGUGGCCAACAUGGAGAACCGAUUUGGGCAUGUGAAAGGAGGGUUACUUCAUGCCACAAACAUUGCAGAUUUUGGGUUCUGGCCUGACAAAGUAAACAUGACGGACUUUGGAGACGCAGCUGUUGACAUCCUGGUAGGGCACUUCAAGCCUGUCCUGGAAGAUGCAGGUGUGCAGGUGGACAAAGUUGCAGACGAGUGGACAACACUCCGAUCCAAGGUGUAUCAGCAGCCCGACUGGUUGGAGUUCAUCAAGAAGGUGACAUGGUGCGAACUGAACAGAAGGUACUUUGAUGAGUGCCCAAACAUUCUUCAGCUUGUGGACCUGCUACUGACCCUGCCUGCAUCUACUGCUGAAUGUGAAAGAGGUUUCAACCACAUGAAAAUGAUAAAGAGUGACUGGCGGUCCAGCCUGUCAGGGAAGAGUGUGGGUGAGCUCAUGUCGGUGCUGUUACUGUCGGCAGACAUUAAAAACUUCGACCCAAAGCCAGCUAUAAACAUAUGGUCUCAUGAUGUCCAACGGCGAAGGCGUCUUGAUUUCAUGGAUGGCAAGACUUCCACUGCUGCUGAGAUGGACGACGCAGAGCCAGAGGAAGAUUUCAUGUGCGUGGGUCAGGGUCGCUUGCUCUCCAUGAUGAGCAAGAAAUAUGACGAUGAGCUUGACAAGGACUUUGAGGUGGAGUAACACUAGUCCACCACUAGCCAAAUGUUCAGCCUGCAUCACAAUAGUGCCAGAGACUGACACAGUGCUGGUUGAAAAGUUUAUGUGUGUGAAUGUGUAGAAAAUAAAGGUUUGUUACAUUUAAAACGCUUCAGUUGUUAUUUUGACUCGUUUUGGCAGUUGACCUGUGGGGCCGGUAGAUUCUUGGUGGGGCCGGUAAAUUUUCUGAGUUACCGGCCCGGCUGGCCGGUUGGUUUUGAAGUUAAUGUCCACCCCUGUUAACAAAUAAAUUAAAUCAAAGAUAUUGGUCAAUAAUGCCAAAUAUGUAAAUUUGUGUUUCAGUCAUUUUGAUACUGGCUUAAAAAUACUUCAUUAAGUCUACUAAGCAGGGGUGUAGAAGGUGUUUAAUAGGGCCAGCCCAGUAAUGAUCUUGGACCUAAAUAAAGGGGGCAGAAGGAGAUGUUU
Molecule: messenger RNA, 3996 nt
Organism: Nothobranchius furzeri (turquoise killifish)
Lineage: Eukaryota; Metazoa; Chordata; Actinopteri; Cyprinodontiformes; Nothobranchiidae
Product: zinc finger protein 862-like
Molecular function (GO): protein dimerization activity
Source: RefSeq, a predicted model, not a curated record